AUGGCUGAUAUAUGCAGUCAGCAUGAUUGUGCUUGGGAGGGGCACCUGUACAACCUACUGGGUUACAUCACCUACCACAUCAGCAAAUCCCCAGAGGAAGCACUGACGUACCUGCAAAAGGCUGAGGUGGCGCUCAAAGGACAUAACAUGGAGGGGAGAGGACCAUGCCUUCUGGUGAACCAGGCAAACCUUGCCUGGGUGCAUUACCUUUUGGGUGAGCAAGCAAAAAGCAAAGCUUAUCUGAAGGAAGUGGCUAGGCUCCAGGAGGAUUUUCCUGCCCCACCCGGUUGUGAUCUGCAUCCAGAGGUAUAUGGGGAGAAAGGCUGGACUCAGGUGAAGUUUGAGCGUGAUUUCAAGCAAAAAGCAAUAGAUAACUUUGAGCUGGCUUUAAGAGGAGACCCAGACAGGAAAGGGUGGCAUACAGGCCUUGCUCUCGCCAAGUAUAGAGUUAAUUUUGACGCAGGGGAUGAGGAGUUGAGAGAGGAAAUCAUACAGCAAAUCAAACAUGCCAAGACAAUGGAUCCAGAUAACCUACGCCUGGCAGCUGUCUACUUGGCAGCAUUGGCGCAGGUUGGCAGGAACACAGAGGACACUGUGAGAGAGGCUCAUGACCUAGUUCAGAGGCUAAGACCGUGGCUUCAUGGCCUUGCAGAAGUUCUUUAUUUCUUUCGUUUUCUGUCCCUGGAUUCAGCUGUGGAAGUUGCAGAAGAGAUGGUGAAGAAAUACCCCUCUGAAAGAGAAGCCAAAAAGAAGCUGGCAGUCUUUUAUAAAAUGAAGAUGUUUAAAUCACUGCAUAUGCAGGGUAAAGCAGAUUUCAGGGAGCUGAUGAGAUAAUGCAUCCACAUUUAUGAAGAGGUCACCAGUUUUUACCCAUUCUACACUACCAGGAAAAUUGUUCUUGCAGAUAUCUAUGCCCUUUCUGGGAACACAGAGAAAGCAGAUCAAAUAUAUAUGGAUCUUCUCGAAGAGGAAGAU
This is a messenger RNA of Clupea harengus (Atlantic herring), 975 nucleotides long. RefSeq names its product interferon-induced protein with tetratricopeptide repeats 1B-like. Gene Ontology annotation, molecular function: protein binding. Gene Ontology annotation, cellular component: cytosol. Gene Ontology annotation, biological process: defense response to virus. NCBI's taxonomy places the organism in Eukaryota, Metazoa, Chordata, Actinopteri, Clupeiformes, Clupeidae. The coding region runs from base 1 to 834 and encodes 277 amino acids. The record is from RefSeq and is a predicted model, not a curated record. The transcript is spliced from 2 exons.